AUGAUUUGCCAGGACAGCCAUUCUGAAAUCAGCGGGUUUUACAGGUUGGAGGUGGCGGUCAAGACUCCGAAGGGGGGCAGGCAGUUCUACGUGCUGGUGAAAGAUGACGGAGAAGGUGGCUACAUCGGCAUUGCGCCCGAGCUCAAGGGGUGCUUGAGCCACGGACUUACUCUGAAUGAAUUGAUGUCAAAUAUGGAUGAGGUCAUUAGGCUGUGCCUUGAAGAUGGGGAGGAGGCAGAGAAUCCCUGCUUUUUCGGUAUCCAGAGGGUGACUAUCUAG
Molecule: messenger RNA, 279 nt
Organism: Geodia barretti
Lineage: Eukaryota; Metazoa; Porifera; Demospongiae; Tetractinellida; Geodiidae
Source: the annotation of a GenBank genome assembly